Molecule: messenger RNA, 1077 nt
Organism: Triticum turgidum subsp. durum (durum wheat)
Lineage: Eukaryota; Viridiplantae; Streptophyta; Magnoliopsida; Poales; Poaceae
Source: the annotation of a GenBank genome assembly
AUGCCUACCUCCUCGCACGAGGCCGGAGACAGCCUUCCCUCCGUAUCCGCUUCCUCCAUCGUCGCUAGCGCCGUGUGCGGUUACCACUUGCUCAAGAUCGUCAGCUACUCGCGCACCAAGGAGGUCCCCAAUGGUAAGUCGAUCGAGUCUAGCCCGUUCCAGCUGGGAGGCCGCACAUGGCAUCUUCGUUACUAUCCCAACGGGAACAAGAACGGAGAUACCGAUUACAUAUCCGUUUUUCUCGUCUUGGAUGAUGCCGUCACGGAGGCCGAGGCCGUGAAGGCACAAGCUAAGUUCAGCUUACUCGACCAACAGGGGAAUCCUGUGCCGUCCUACACCGAACGUACCACCACCAACAACUACGCUGUGAAUAAAACAUGGGGAUAUGAUAGGUUCAUCAAAAGGGAUGAAUUAGAGGAAUCAGAGCAUCUCAAGGACGAUUCCUUCACUAUCAAGGUCGACAUCACUGUCCUAGGCUUGUUCCACGGGCAGGUGACUCCAUCCAUCGUGGUACCGCCGUCUGACUUGCACCAGCACUUAGGGGAUCUCCUGUCAAGCAAGGCGGGCGCCGAUGUCGAAUUCCUAGUCGGCGGUGAGACUUUCUCUGCGCACCGGUACGUGCUCGCGGCGCGCUCUCCUGUUUUCAAAGCAGAGUUCUUUGGUUCCAUGGAGGAGAGCACCACCAAAAAUGCCAUACGUAUAGAUGACAUGGAGGCACAGGUGUUCAGUGCUCUGCUUACUUUCAUGUAUACGGACACGUUGCCGGAUAUGAAGCAAGAAGAAGAAUAUCACAUGGCUCAACAUUUGCUUGUCGCAGCUGACAUGUAUGAUUUGGGGAGGUUGAAGCUGAUUUGUGAAGAUAAACUGAGCAAUCAUAUCGAUAGGAGCUCCAUGGCGGCCAUGGUGACAUUGGCGGAGCAGCACCACUGCCAUGGGCUUAAGAAAGCAUGUUUGGUAUUCCUCAGCUCGUCAGCGAAUCUGAAUGCGCUCAUCGAGUCUGAAGGCCUUGAGUUUUUAACCAAGCACUGCCCUGGUCUUUUGAAGGAUCUCCUCUUGUCCAAGGUUGUAGCUUGUUGA